Phycodurus eques (leafy seadragon) is the source of this 1011-nucleotide messenger RNA. Its product is annotated as mucin-3A. The transcript is spliced from 9 exons. The coding region runs from base 1 to 1011 and encodes 336 amino acids. Lineage: Eukaryota; Metazoa; Chordata; Actinopteri; Syngnathiformes; Syngnathidae. The record is from RefSeq and is a predicted model, not a curated record.
AUGAAGAUGUGGAGGAGGUUGUCCACUGUUCUUAUGAACGCAACCGUCAUGUUGCUGGUUUCGUUCAGUGCGAUAAACACACAAGAACGAGAUUCUUCAGCAAUACCUUCUCGAAAAGUGAAUAUUACACUGGACGUCAAGAUCGGUUUUAUGGAUUCUUAUUAUGAUUUGCUCUCACCAGAGUCGAUACGUUUCAUCGACAAGUUACUAAAGGAGCUUGAAGUACUGUGCAAAACACCCAAUCCCCAAGCCUUUGAAAAAGUAGAAGUCAUCAAGUUACUACCGAGUGGCGUUUCGGCCACAAGCCGAGCUCAGUACGCCUAUGAGAACAACGGCACGCAAAUCCACUGGCUCAACACUCAGCUCCAUGGCGAGUUAGAAAAAAUCCUGAGCGAGCGCGAAAACAUCCAGCAGAUCUCUCAAGCCUUUGAUAACGCCAGCGUGCUGUUCAAGGAAGUCGUCCCCCAGAUACCUGAGAUUAACAACGUCACAGACAUUCAGCCCUUUGUCGACUGCUUGGCAUUUGCUAAUUACACUCCUGAGGUGAUUGAGGGUCAGUGGCAGUGCGUUGGACCCUGCAAGACGUCACCUGACUACUGCAACGGACAUGGUCAAUGUCUCAAUGAUAUCCGCAAAGGGGCCGUGUGCAGGUGCUAUGAAUCGAACAUAAGGCAGUACUACGGCCAACGAUGCGAGCGCUACCGCCGGGGCCCGGGCUUCUACGGAGCUCUAUUCGGAUCACUGGCUGCGGUCGUGCUGCUCGUCGCGAUCGUCCUUCUCAUCGUCUUCCUGGUUAAAAAAGGCCGUUUUGGAACUUGGAAAGGGGCCGACUCCAGUGGAUUUAUAGAUUUCGAGGAAGACUACUUUGACUUCACAGACACAGGUCAUCGCAAUUUGGGAUUGGCGGGUGGUUGCACAGCUGAAAGUUUCAGGCCGCGUCUGGAAAAUGUUGAUACACAAAUGCAGGUGAGAACAAAACGUCCCGAGGUGUUGAACGUCAGCUUUGGAUGA